UCUUAAAAUUUCUAAACCCCAAACCUGAAAGAUUCCCGUUAGCUUGAACGGAGCAAAACCCUAAUUUCUCCCCGGGAAUCCCUAGCGGAGGAAUCGCCAUGACAAAUAGUUCGUCGCCCAAAAGGAACGAGCAAGAUCAGCCUGAAACCAGUGGACCUGUACUCAAAUCACUGAAAACCAAGCUUAGCAAGCCUGAAGACGCAGAAAAGAAGAUUGUAGGCAAGAAGUUGAAAGAUGUGGAGAUCAGUGUUCCAAUUGUUUAUGGCAAUAUCGCAUUCUGGCUUGGUAAAAAAGCAAAUGAGUAUCAAUCUCACAAGUGGACAGUAUAUGUGCGAGGGGCUACUAAUGAGGAUACCAGUGGGGUGAUAAAGAAGGUUGUUUUCCAGCUUCACUCUAGCUUCAACAAUCCAACAAGAGUUGUUGAAUCACCGCCUUUUGAGUUAUCGGAGCAAGGAUGGGGUGAAUUUGAGAUUGCUAUAACGCUUCACUUCCACAGUGAUGUUUGCGAGAAGCCUUUAAGCUUAUAUCAUCAAUUGAAGUUGUACCCAGAAGAUGAGUCUACUUCCUUGUCAAUCAAGAAGCCAGUCGUAGUAGAAUCCUAUGAUGAGCUUGUUUUCCCUGAGCCUUCAGAGAGCUUUUUAGCUCGGGUGCAGAAUCAUCCUGCUGUGAGCGUGCCUAGAUUGCCUGUUGGUUUUACUUUACCUACUCCUGGUAUGUCUUUUGGCCAAGUUACUGCAUCUUCAGUCCAACACUUUUUUGUUCAAUUACUUCAGUUUUAUGUGUUUGUGGUGGAAGCUGAAGACCCAAGUGAAAGGAAGAGAGUUGACACUAAGGACCAUCCGCUAACCCAAUGGUUCACCAAUUUUUCUGAAGCAGAUGAGUUGUUACAACUUGCUGCAGCUCGCCAGCAGGUGCAAACUCAUAUUGCAAAACUCAGACGACAGAUAACCGUGAUUGAAGGACAACAGCAACAGUUGAAACCCUCUUCCGACCAGUAAUUUACCAUAUGUGCGCAGAAAUCUCAAAUCCUAUAAGUUCAUGUCCAUUAGUACUCAAGCAAAGAGUUAGAGAUUUCUCAGAUUUGUAGCAGAAUAGUUGGACCAGUAAGCUAAUAUAUUAUCAAGCUUUGUCAUUUCACCUGUUACCUAUUUUGUCCUCAAGUUUUUGCCAUCUCACCUCUGAUCCUGUACCUGGAUAAUUAUAAAUGUCAUUCUGUACAUUAAGAAAGAGCAGCAGUGUGCAAUGUAUCAUUUCAUCAUUAAUAGAACAUAUUGAAUUCGCUGCAGCUCCAGUAACUGCUUAGUUGAGUUUCUGGAGUCGUGUUUCGGCACAUGGAUCCUUGACUUUGAUGUGUAACCUCGGACUUGAC
This is a messenger RNA of Linum tenue, 1369 nucleotides long. The record is from the annotation of a GenBank genome assembly. NCBI's taxonomy places the organism in Eukaryota, Viridiplantae, Streptophyta, Magnoliopsida, Malpighiales, Linaceae.